AUGCAACAAGUGCGCAGUCCUCCAGACCAAGAGAAGGAGGCAAGCUGGGGAAGUAGUUUAGUUGAUUGCGCAAAUUUAACUCUCUGUUCUUAUCUAUCUAUCUAUCUAUCUAUCUAUCUAUCUAUCUAUCUAUCUAUCUAUCUAAGCCUUCUGCUCAUUAUCUAUCUAUCUAUCUAUCUAUCUAUCUAUCUAUCUAUCUAUCUAUCUAUCUAUCUCAGUUUGUUCAUAUCUAUCUAUCUAUCUCAAUCUUCUUUUUGGCCUCUUUUCAAGAUUCAUGUACUUGUUUCUUCUUCUUCUUCUUCUUCUUCUUCUUCUUCUUCUUCUUUUCUUCUUCUUCUUCUUCUUCUUCUUGUAAAAGAAGCAUCUUACGUUUAUUACCCCUUUCUCUCAAAUUACAGCCUUUUCUUCUUUUCUUCUCUUCCUACUUCACCACCUCCGUCUUCCUCUACAUCUCUUCUCCCCUUCUUAUUCUGUUUAUCACCCCCCUACUCUUUCCUUUUUAACCUUCCCUGCACCUCCUCAACCUCCCCAUUCUUCUUCUUCUUCUUCUUCUUCUUCUUCUUCUUCUUCUUCUUCUUCAAAAGAAGUAUCUCACAUUUCUUUGACCUCUUUCUUUUCAUUGGCCAAACCACCGUUCUUAUAACACCCUUACCUCCUUCUCACCAUCCAUCUUCUCUUUACCAUUCCCUGACCCCUAAUCCUCCCUUUCUCGUCUUUUCAACUUUAUCCAUCUCCUUCAAGACAUUCUUCUUCUUUCCUUUCACACUUUGCUUCCUGCCUCAGCCAGCCGAACUCCAUAGACUGUCUUUACGUCUAAAAACAAGGUCACCACCUCGACAACGACGCCGAGGUAAUCGAUUGAAAACAGUUUUUCGGACAAUUUCUCCCUCUCUCUCUCUCUUUCUUUCUCUCACUCUCUCUCUCUCUCUCUCUCUCUCUCUCUCUCAUUCAUUCAUUCAUUCAUUCUUUCUUUCUUUCUCUCACUCACUCUCUCUCUCUCUCUCUCAAAUGCCAUAG
This is a messenger RNA of Acanthosepion pharaonis, 1017 nucleotides long. NCBI's taxonomy places the organism in Eukaryota, Metazoa, Mollusca, Cephalopoda, Sepiida, Sepiidae. The record is from the annotation of a GenBank genome assembly.